Molecule: messenger RNA, 4977 nt
Organism: Amoebophrya sp. A25
Lineage: Eukaryota; Dinophyceae; Syndiniales; Amoebophryaceae
Source: the annotation of a GenBank genome assembly
CAGAUACUGCUGACGUUGUCGUGACACUUGUGCCAGCCAUGAAGAGCAACUAACAAGAAUAUAUUCAUGGAGAUAUUAUCUCGCACUUCAACGUCGGUAAAGAAGAAGCCUUAGCUUUAGCUAGUUUAUCAACUUCAUCAUCUCUGCAUACAUCCAAACGCCUUCCCUGAUACUCAUCAACGUUGUAGGUCCGCGAUUCGUUUUGCGCAGUUUCUCAAAACUAAAAGAACGAAAUAAGUAGAAGUUGUUAUUCAAAAAUAUCCAAGUUCUUAGUAAACAAAGAUCCUCUAUCAGAAAAAAUGCCGGCAGGACAAAUCGGGUCUAUCGCCAAGGUCGCAGGACCUUUGGUGGUCGCUGAUGGUAUGAGCGGGUGUAAGAUGUUUGAAUUGGUGCGUGUGGGUGACCAGAAGUUGAUUGGUGAAAUCAUCCGAUUGGAAUUGGACACGGCCAGUAUUCAGGUAUCUGAUUAUGGACGAUUGCUCUUAUGCCUCUUCGCUCCACGAGAUUUCAAUACUCGACUCUGCAGCUAUUCUUGAGGAGCCCCCGCAACGUUUACAUUGACAAUCUGUCAUGAGGUUGAGGCUAUGUAUGGAAUAGACACACCACCCCUUUCCUGAAAUGUGAAAUCUUCCAUCCCCUAAAAUCUUCCAUCCUCACCGACCCACAACAACCAGGUCUACGAAGACACCGCUGGUUUGACCGUCGGUGACCCCGUCUUCUCCACUGGUUCUUCCCUGUCCCUUGAGCUCGGACCGGGUAUCUUGAACGAUAUCUAUGAUGGUAUCCAACGACCCCUGGAGCGUAUUAUGAAUGACACAGGAGAUGUGUUUAUCCGCAGGGGUGUGGAGGUGGACAACUUGAACCGAGCCAAGCUGUGGGAAUUUAGACCCUUCCCGGGAAUUAAGUUGGGAGAUAUGUUGACUGGUAAAAACAGUACUGUAAGUAUCUUCUACAUCAGAAGCUAUACAGUAUCUACAGUAUCUACAGUUCCGACCCUUCCCGUUGGGAGAUAUGAUGACUGGUAGAAACAUUUGAUUUCGUUAAAUUUGAAUAAAGGCGUACAAUACUACAUCACGAGCAGACCCCUGAUGUUUUCCCGAAUUUCCAGGUGGCGACAUCUUUGGUAUCGUCCGUGAGAACGGUCUAUUCCGGGAGCAUCGUAUCAUGGUCCCGCCGCGUAGUCAGGGUCGUGUCGCUUUCUUGGCCCCAGCCGGAAACUACAAGAUCUUGGACGAUCUUUUGGUCUUGGACACGCCCACAGGCCAGAAGGAGAAGCUGCAGAUGAUGCACCAAUGGCCAGUGCGUGAGGCACGACCGGUCAAGGAGAAACUGAGAGGUACAUCUACAUCCUCCAGAUCUACAACUCUUUCAUUAUCUUAUAUAUAACCAAAUCAAGUUAUUGACACUGUAUUUGUAUUAAAGAGGUUUACCUCGGUCACUGAAAUAGAUUGAUCCGACUCUUCUUCCAAACGCCUCUUCCACCAGGUGAAGUCGCAAUGCUUACAUGCCAGCGUGUCUGCGACGCCCUGUUCCCUAUGACCCUUGGAGGAACCGCAGCUGUCCCCGGUGCGUUCGGUUGCGGAAAGACCGUCAUUUCCCAAGCCUUGUCAAAAUAUUCGAAUACCGGUACUAGAGCUAAUGCUAAUAUUUUUUUAAGUAGAUUUGUGACAACUCGUCGAAUAAUUGGUCCUCAGGUUGUUCACUCUAUAUGAAUUUCUUGUCUCUGUCUCACACUGAAAAUCAUAAUCAUUUUCCCUAACGACCCAAGAACUACCCUGUGGUCUCACCACACCCAGACAGACUGACUUUCAAAAUCUCUUUCCCCACAUCUCUACAGAUGUCGUCGUCUACGUCGGAUGCGGUGAGCGAGGAAACGAGAUGGCAGAAGUGCUGUGCGACUUCCCGGAAUUGACCACCCUCAUCGAAGGCAAGGAAGAGGAGAUCAUGCAGCGAACGACGCUUGUGGCUAACGUCUCCAACAUGCCUGUGGCAGCUCGUGAAGCCUCCAUCUACACAGGUGUCACGACCGCGGAAUAUUUCCGUGAUCAGGGAUUCAACUUAUGGUGGAAAUAAAGGGAUGAUCAUUUGGUCUAUCAAUGAUCUUAAUGUAACUUUUAAACGUAAGAGGAAAGAUAGGACCCGGAUUGACGAUGGUAUAUCAAUGAUCUUAAAGUAACUUUUAAACGUAAAAGAGGAGAAAUAGGACCCGGAUUGUUCACACUCGUCAAUAUGUAGGAGUAGGUGCUGCGGUCAUCUCGAAUUCUAGUGAUAAGUUCGCAAUCCCCCUACCCCUUGUCUCUUAUCCUGUAUCCUGAAUCGACAAACAUCAUUAUCAUUAUCAUCAUCAUCAUCAUCCUGUAUCCUGAAUUAGUCCCAGAGGACCCAAUGAGUCGCCUCUGCUCUCUUUUCAUACUCCGUUGGUAUGAUGGCCGACUCUACUUCCCGAUGGGCUGAGGCGCUUCGUGAGAUGGCUGGUCGAUUGGGUGAGAUGCCGGCAGAUAGCGGUUACCCAGCUUACUUGGGUGCUCGAUUGGCCUCUUUCUACGAGCGAUCUGGUCGAUGCAACUGCAUGGGUACACCGGAGCGUGAAGGUAGUAUCUCCAUCGUUGGAGCCGUCUCACCGCCAGGUGGUGAUAUGACGUUAUGGCACAAAUUUAAGUAAAUGCAGACAUUUCGUUUUCGACAGUUAUAUUGUAGUUUCGACAAAUAUAUAGGAUAGGAAGAGUACUAGUUGUGCGAGCUCGAACACGUAGUCUAAAGAUUUGUUUCUCAAGUUUUUAUCCUACGUAGUUCGACGAAAUAAGCGCGAGGUCACUCUCUAAUGCCCGAUCCCGUCACUUCCGCUACUCUCUCUAUCGUCCAAGUCUUCUGGGGUCUCUCCAAGAAGCUCGCGCAGCGAAAGCACUUCCCGUCUUUGGACUGGACUAUUUCCUUCUCGAAGUAUGUGCGAAUCUUGUGCCCCUUCUUCGAAGCCAACUAUGAUCCGGAGUACGGCCGCUUGGUCCAGACCUUCAAGGAGAUCUUGCAGAAGGAAGAUGACCUGCAGGAAAUUGUGCAGCUGGUUGGUACUGAAUCGUCUUGCUUUUAUUCGAAAACUCAAAGUAACCGAUUUACUGACUGAAAUAAGGGAGGUUAUAGCUUAACAUCAACAGGGCUACUCUUCCUUCUCAUCAGUAUCUCGGUCACUUCUUAUUUCAGUUACUUGCUUAAAUUUCAGUUUUUCGAAUACUUCAACCGCUCAGCUGAGUUUUUCGUAUCCACAAAGUAGCGCGAAGUUUUUCUCGACGUUUUUUGUGCUUAGCAUACAACCAGCAUCAACCAGGAAACAGCCACCCAAACCUCGUCCAACCCCUCCAGGUAAGGACUCCCUUUCCGAGGAUCAGAAGUGCACGCUCGAAGUUGCCAAGAUCAUCCGUGAGGACUUCUUGCAGCAGAACGGUUUCUCAGACUACGAUUUCAUGUGCCCAUUGGCUAAGACCAUUGGUAUGAUGAAGGUCAUCGCCAUGUUCCACGACACCGCACAAAAGAUGAUUGUCGAGUCUACGGGAGAGAAGAAAGUUACCUGGGGUAAUCCGAUUUUCAUAUUGAUGUUGGCAAAAUCUUAGGCAGCUCGCCGAAUAGAUUCAAUUCAUCAUUGAUGUUGGCAACCUGGUCUCCUCUUUUGACAUUGAAUCAAUGAUGUUGCCCGGUCUGGGUCUCCUCUUUUUUAGGCAGUCUGCACUGAACUUUUUUUUGAAUUUUUUUGAGGGAGAGCUAGACAUAGACGCUUCAAGAAACUGAUUGUAAGAACACAUAUCGAAUCUACUUAUUUUCCCAUCGAACACAUAUCGAAUCUACUUAUUUUCCCAUCUUCCACGAUAAUCAUAAUCUCAUAUUAAGGUAUCAUCUACACGGUCAUGCGUGAGCAGAUCACGAAGAUGACGAACAUGAAGUUCGAGCUUCCGCGUCAACCCGACCAGCAUUUCAAGAACACCUUUGGAGCCCUUGUCACCGAGCUCGAGACUAGCUUCAGCAACCUGAUGGACCACGUGUAAACAGGCUACGAUACUGGGUAGUGGGCGUAGACGACAGGGAGCAGAUGAGUACAGAUUUACUCCUUGAAAAUGAACCUCUUUCAAGUGAUGUCUGUGCGAUUUUUCCUUGUGACUACACUUCUUUUCAUCAUUUAGUACUUUUUAUUUUCGUCAUCAUUUUACCCUUUUUUACUAGUUUAAGAAGUAGUAGAGUUACUACAUUGUGAUUCAUUAUACCAUAAAAGCAUAAUUACUAUGUAGUUCUUGAAGUAGAUAAUUUGAAACAUUCAACUAUAAUGGGACAAGAUGCGCUGACUUAGUAGAUUCCUAGAUUUAGAGUAUCCUUUUUUCGUAUUGAAAGGUUACAAGUUACAUGUCGGUCAACUUUUAGAAUCAGUUUCUUCUAGUACAUAAACAUCCAGUUUCUGCCCGUAGACAGCUUUACCUACAUACUGGAGUUAUAUUUGAGUAGUGUUGGUGCUCUGUACCCUCCAUUUGGAGGGCCAAGCUCACUUUCCUCUAGACAGUAUGAAAAGAAGCGAUGGCGUCUCGACUACAUGGACCUCCAAGGGCAGGAGGAGCACCUGUGUGUCAUCCGCAGAAGGGGGGUCGUGCUGUGUCAGCUUCAGCAACACCUUGUGAGUUCGUUGCUCUCGUUUUAAUAUGGGAGAUGGAAGGAUUCAUCGAAUUUUUCAAUGCGCAUCGAACCUGAAGAACGUAGGACGCGCUUCGCAUGAAUCCUCGUGCGUAGUUUUGCCACACACCAAUAUGUGCAGACGACGGAGGGAGGAUCCCGCUAUCCUCACUAGAAUAUUUGAUUUAGAUUUUAUUUGGAAAAGAAACCAGGAGUUGCCCCAAAUAGAACGCCCAUAACCUACAUACAAAUUAGAGGAAAAAUGAAGAACAAGGAGAUUUCGUUGAGUUUGAGCUGUCUGAUGUACUUAGAUAAGGAGUGCUCCUGUGU